UGGUGUGAGAGGAUAGUCGGUGCCCCACGGCUGAAGCCGUCAGCCCGCCGUUUGUUAAUAAGGGGAGCCUCAUCUCUCCGAGCCCCUGGGAAGGCUGGGAGCACGCGCGCGCACACACUGAUACACCGACGGCCACAUUUGAUCCGGAGAAACUGGGCGCCUGCCCCUUUUCGAGUCUUCGAAGGCUGAGAGACUGGAACCAGAUGGGAAAGAGGAGGCCUGGAUAGGCCCGAAGCGACCCGCGGAGGCUUCCUCCUGCGUGGGUGGGGUGCGAGUCCUCCCCCUCCCGCGUGGGGUGCGACUCCCCCAACCCCGUCUGCAACAUUCUGGGUUUCCGUUUGCCGUGGAAGAGCCGGGGGCUUUUGUGACAGCAAGAAACAAGGUAACAUGAGAGAUUUGACUGGGCCCUGCGCUGAAGAGCUUACUGGUAGAAUUAAUCCCUAAAGAGACUGAAGUGGGUUUCAGGAUGGCGAAAGAGGAGCCCCCGAGUACUUCAAAGGACUUGCAGGAGCUGCAGAAGAAGCUGUCUUUGCUGAUAGAGUCUGUCCAGAAUAACCCAAAGGUGGUUGCCUUCCUGAAGUCUCCGGUGGGUCAGUACCUGGACAGGCAUCCUUUCCUGACGCUCACCUUGCUGGUGUUUGUUGCUGUGUCGGCUGUUCCUGUUGGCUUCUUCCUGCUCCUCGUGGUGCUCACCUCCCUGGCUGCUUUUGUGGGAGUCAUAUUGCUGGAAGGACUGGUCAUCUCUGUGGGCGGCCUUUCACUGCUUUGUGUCCUCUGUGGCUUGGGCUUUGUGUCGCUUGCCUUGUCGGGGAUAAUCAUAGUGUCUUAUGUGGUGGUCUCCAGCCUCAUCAGCUACUGGUUUUCUCCCAGGCUGUUGACACAACACAACUCCAGUGGCAACUGUCAGCUGGCCAUGAAGUCUGCAGACUUGGAGGGGCUCUUCCGGGAAUAACCAGCUGAACAGAAACAAAGCCUUUUUCCAAGCACCUCUGGAAAGCUGUUGGAUCACUCUCACCCCUUGGGAUCAUGGCUCAGGAGGGACUGGGUGGUCAAGCACUUCCCGGAAGUGUCCUCUAGCUCUUUCACUGAUUUGUAGGGUCUUGCAGUGGUUAGUUUUGGGGAUCUUGUUGCUCUUGUGUGAGUCCCAUCAGCUGACCCACCCUCACAUGGAGAAUCAGUGGAGAACUAUGAUGGCUCAGCGGCUCCCGCCUCUCGCCUCCUCCUCCCCAAAGAUGCAGACCUGACCGGGGCAGGGUCCUGAGCCUCCAGAGGCCUGCAGCUUGACCCAGAGACUCAGAUCUUGUAUCUGAGGGCUCAGUUUGGGACAACUAUGGAUUGUUUUUCCUUUUCCUCCCUCCUUUCCUUCCUUCUUUCCUUCCUUCCUUCCUUCCUUCCUUCCUUCCUUCCUUCCUUCCUUCCUUCCUUACUUCCCUUCCUUUCCUCCCUUUCCUUUCUUUCUUCUUAUUUCUUCACUCAUUUGAAACAAGAUGUGGGGAAAAACAAUCCAAAACAGAACAAGCUUUUCUGCCUUACUAGCUUUUUAUCAGAAAGACCAACAGCACUUGGGAAUAAUGGCCUUUCAGACAAAGUUGGAAAAUAGAGUCCAAACUUAACUUUAUGGCCAAGAGCAUUUUUUCCCUAAAUUUAAAAGUAUGGUUUCCACUGUUGAGCACUGUUAAGUACUGCUCUUACCCUUUAAAAUAUUUGCACUUGAUAUUUCUGUAUAUAGUUUUAAGGAACUUAUCUUGUUAAGCCAUUUCUUCAAAAGUCCUAUGAAAAUGCUAAAGGACUACACAGAUUUUUAAAGUCCUGUGGGGUUUCUACUUUAGUGGUUUAUUUGCUGUGGUAUUUUAUUAAAUAUUUAUUUGGAUGA
Molecule: messenger RNA, 1873 nt
Organism: Camelus dromedarius (Arabian camel)
Lineage: Eukaryota; Metazoa; Chordata; Mammalia; Artiodactyla; Camelidae
Gene: LDAF1
Product: lipid droplet assembly factor 1
Exons: 6
Coding region: 467-952 (161 amino acids)
Source: RefSeq, a predicted model, not a curated record